AUGCCGCACGAUGGCUCCGGCCCAACCACUCGCGCCAACUGGAGCCCAUACGACAACAACGGCGGUACGGUGCUCGCGGUCGCGGGCGAAGACUAUGUCGUGUGCGCGGCGGACACCCGUAUGUCGACCGGUUACAACAUCCUGACCCGCGACUACAAGAAGAUCGAUCAGAUGAGCGACAAGUGCGUGUUGGCGAGCGCGGGUUUCAUGGCUGACGCGGUGACGCUGAAGAAGACUCUCAAGGCCAGGUGCACCACGUACGAGUUCCAGAACGAUAAACCCAUGGGAUGCGUCUCGUUCGCUCAGAUGCUGAGCAACACCCUUUACUAUCGCCGCUUCUUCCCGUACUACACCUUCAAUAUCGUCGCCGGGCUGGACGCGGAGGGCAAGGGCGCGGUGUUCACCUACGACGCGGUGGGGUCCUACGAGAGGACAAACUACUCGUGCCAAGGGAGCGGGCAGGGGCUGAUCAUGCCCGUGCUGGACAACCAGCUCAAAACGGUGUCCCCACUCGUGCUGCCGGCGCAGUCGAGCGCGACGCCCUUGAGCGAAUCGGAGGCUGUGGACCUCGUGAAGGAUUGCUUUGCCACCGCAGGGGAGCGCGACAUCUACACUGGCGACACCGUGGAGAUUUGGAUCAUCAACAAGGACGGGGUCCGGAAGGAGUACCAAGAGCUCAAGCUGGACUGA
Messenger RNA from Micromonas commoda, 690 nucleotides. RefSeq lists its product with no specific name. The record is from RefSeq and is a predicted model, not a curated record. Gene Ontology annotation, cellular component: proteasome core complex. Bases 1 to 690 code for a protein of 229 amino acids. NCBI's taxonomy places the organism in Eukaryota, Viridiplantae, Chlorophyta, Mamiellophyceae, Mamiellales, Mamiellaceae. The transcript is spliced from 2 exons.